AUGGUUACAAAAUUGGGAUUGCUUACCACUCGGCAUCCUAAGCCAUACAAGCUCCAAUGGUUGAACGAUAGCGGAGAAACAAAGGUACAUCGGCAAGUGAAGGUACCUUUCUCUAUUGGUGACUAUGAUGAUGAAGUUUUAUGCGACGUAGUACCCAUGCAAGCAGGACAUUUGCUACUUGGACGUCCAUGGCAGUUUGAUAGACGAGUCAAACAUGACGGUUACACUAACCGAUAUUCAUUUGAAGCCAAGGGCAAGCGGUUUCGAUUGUUACCUCUCACACCGAAAGAGGUAUACGAAGAUCAAGUUACACUACUCAAAAGAGAAAAAGCGUUGAAUACGAGUGACCAUGAGGUAGAUCACUUAAAACUUGGUGAGGUAUUGAGAAAACCCCAGAAAAAAGCCUGUGAGAGAAAUCCCGAGAGGACAAACAUUCUUCUUUUCACGAGAGCUAGAGAGAUUAAGAAAGCUAUGCUUUCGAACCGGCCGAUGAUUUUACUCAUGUAUAAGGAGGCCUUAUUUGCUAAUGAACUAAUCUCUUAUUUGCCUAGUGGUGUUUGUAAGUUGUUACAGGAUUACGAGGAUGUUUUUCCGGAAGAGAUCCCGAAUGGUCUACCACCCUUGCGAGGAAUUGAGCACCAGAUUGACUUCGUACCCGGUGCUAGCCUUCCAAACAAACCAGCGUACCGUACUAACCCAGAUGAAACAAAGGAGCUUCAACGACAAGUGACUGAACUCCUGGAGAAAGGUUAUGUUCGGGAGAGCAUGUCGCCAUGUGCCGUACCGGUAAUUCUAGUUCCAAAGAAAACAUUUGAGAUCGAAUGUGAUGCUUCUGGUGUAGGAAUUGGUGCGAUGCUGAUGCAAGAAUAG
Messenger RNA from Tarenaya hassleriana, 870 nucleotides. RefSeq lists its product as uncharacterized. Lineage: Eukaryota; Viridiplantae; Streptophyta; Magnoliopsida; Brassicales; Cleomaceae. The transcript has a single exon. The record is from RefSeq and is a predicted model, not a curated record. Bases 1 to 870 code for a protein of 289 amino acids.